Molecule: messenger RNA, 1816 nt
Organism: Juglans microcarpa x Juglans regia
Lineage: Eukaryota; Viridiplantae; Streptophyta; Magnoliopsida; Fagales; Juglandaceae
Product: RING-H2 finger protein ATL3
Source: RefSeq, a predicted model, not a curated record
UACCAAAACCAAAGGGAAGAAUCUGAAGUGAAAAUGGGUUAGAGAGAGAGAGAGAGAGAGAGAGAAUUUGGCCAUAACACCAGUCAUGAGGGAAAGCGCCGAGAAGACACGUAACGGCGCGAGGAAAGCGACCAUUUUGCUUUUUCCUCAUCAACUGUUGCGUUUCAUCGCCGUCGCGUGCUUUCCCCCUUCUUCUUUCUUCUUCCUCCUCGGCCUCCAUUCAUCUCGUUCUAAAAAAAGUCAAGUCUUUGAGUCUGAAGUGGAGGAUUCUUUUGGUUUACUUCUUUGAAAACUCUCGCGUCUUUGCCUACCUUAUUCCUCAACCCGAAGAACAGGUCUAACUUCCUCUUCCUCUUUCCCAUUACUCAUUCUCUUUCUACUUCUAGAAUCUAUAUAAAGCUCAUUCAUUCAUCACCCACGAGUCCUGGCUAGUUUUUACCACUGAGUUUUGACAAUUCUAAGAGAAAUCCCAUUUGGGUUUUAGUCCCCUUUUUUUUCGAGUUUCUGAGUUUUGGGAAUCCGAAUUUGCGUUGGGUUUCGAGUGAAUCUUGAGUAGCUGAUACAUUGCUGUGGGAAGAAAAAAAUAUUCCGCAGGAACUUUGAUAGACGAGCAUGGAGAAUUCCUCUAGGCCGAGUCGAUCGGCAUUGGACAACUCACCGGCCGUGGAACUAACAGGAAAAAUAAUGGUGGUAGCCAUAAUAGUGCUCGUCCUUGUUGUGGUAUUUGUCCUUUUCCUCCAUCUCUACGCCAAAUGGUUCUGGUGGCGCAUUGAUGAAGCCAACCCUUCUGCUCCCCGCCGCCGCCGCCGCCGCUUCGUCUUCGCCCCCGGCCAAGAACCGGCGAUCUCCGCCACCCUUCGAAGAGGGCUCGACCCCUUUGCCCUCCGCUCACUCCCCGUAUUGAUAUUCAAUCCAAAUGAUUUCAAAGAAGGGUUGGAAUGUGCGGUUUGCCUCUCUGAUCUAGUGCAAGGAGAGAAAGCUAGGCUGCUCCCCAAAUGCAAUCAUGGGUUCCAUGUCGAUUGCAUCGAUAUGUGGUUCCAGUCCCACUCCACCUGUCCGCUCUGCCGGAACCCAGUUGCUCCUGAAAGCUCCAAUUCCAGCAGCGAUACUAGUGCUGAGUUAGCAGAGGAUUUCGAGUCAUCAGGAGAGAACUUAGUUGCUGGGUAUUCCACAGAAUCUCCGAAUUUCCCCACAAACGUCUUGUUUUGGGGAAACCAGACUCAGGUAAGUUCUAGGGGCGCUUGUUUGGACGAAGGUCCUUCUCAAUGCCCUCCUUGUCCACCAUCUUCUUCGUCAGCAGCUGGUAGUAGUAGACCGACCGACGGAAUGCUGGUGAUCGAUAUUCCAAGGCAGACUGAUAACUUGUCAUCGUUGUCUCCUUCGGUAAGCAGGUUUGCCGAGGAGGAAUCAAAGUCGCCGAUGACUGCAAGACUCAGGUCAUUGAAGAGGCUUUUGAGCAGGGAUAGAAGGACAAGUCCUCGUACUCCCGGUUCUGUUGAUGUUGAGCAAGCAGGUAGCUAGAUAGCAAGUCCCUUAAUAGUUAGACUGAACAUAUCGCGGCUAGUACAGAGUAUUGCUGAGAAAUCAGCUCAAGAUUAUUGGAAGAGAUGAUUGGAGUCCGGUUCUUCCAUCCUUGAAAGUUGCUACUUCUUUUGGGAGAGAUCCCCCAGGGUUAAUUUCUUCAAUGUUCUUUUAUUCUUGAUCUUGACAUAGAUACUUAGGAGCUCGAGGUUGCUAUCUCAACGAUCUGAAUCUCUUGUUUUAUACAUGAAGUUUGUAUCUGUCUUGGAACAGAAGUGAACAGUUUUUUCUUUUA